AUGGAAUCGCGGGAAUUUGCCACGAGGGAUGAACUGUGGCGCAUUCAAACGACGCUGAACGAGCUCUCUGCAACCCAGGCCCUGCAUUCCGACAGGAUCAUGCGCUUGGAACAGAAAACCCCCGAUGGGAGCAGAUCCAGGAGUUUAUGGGGUUCCACAUCUCCUUUCCCAGGAGUGCUAGGCUCAUCACACCACGAGUCCACCCUCAAUCCUGCGGCCGAGGCAUUUCGAAAUUUCGACGUCGACCCUGGAACGAGUAUGAUGAGCUCGUUGACCCUGGACACGAAUGAUGAUUCAAGAAGAGCAGCAGCAUCGAGAGCCAAUUCUGUACGAUUUGAUGAGAGUGCAAACAAUCACUAUGGUUCAUCAAGACAAUCCAUGGAACUUCCGACGCGAACCGGCAGUGGCCUAGGUGGGCACGCUCUUUCUGAACGGUCUCUCUCACACCGAUCCGACGGAAGACCUACCGGCUCGGGGUUUGGUCGAACCAACAGCUUCGGUUUAGAACAGAGUCGCUUGCUUGGGUCUAUCCACAAUUCACCCAGAGUUUCAGGCAAUCCUCCGCCAGGCUUUUUCGUCCUGGGGCCAUGUCCAUCCAUCAUCCGGUGCUGGUUGACACCAUCAUUCUCCAACGAUUCGCUUCUCUACGCUGCUGUGUGCAGUGGUUCAUCGGUAUCAUCUGUCAGUUUUUCACUCGUCGGCAAACUCGGGCUGACCGAUUCAAUUUUUGAUGAUGGAGAGUCUCGCGCAGUUCGGCUACCCGUGUAUUUGACAGAAGCAAAAAUCCAUUCUCCAGCUGUGAGAUCUGCUAGCCCGGUACCUCAAAUUCCCACCUUGACCGUGAAGUUCAUCAUCGACGAGCAGCCGGUGACAGAUCCAUCGAUUCAGAUUAUUUUGGGAAGCGAUGUUUUACGAUCACAUAAUGCCGACAUUCUGUUUUCUCAAGACAAGUUGAUGAUCUUCGAUGAGGAACGAAAUCAACUUUCCAUUCCUCUGGUUCGUCCGGAAGAUGAUGCCUCAUACAAGGACUUAUGUACGGCUUCUCGCAAGCGAUCUUCCUCCAUGGAAGCAGUCUUGCCACCCCCGGCAUCCCCCAUUGGAGUAAUUGGACGACCCGGAAGAUUGGGCACAGCACCAGGAGUUGCCUCACCAACAGUGGCCCCUUCAAGCAGCAUUGCCUCUGCCACGCCGUCCGAACCAGGAGAUAUGCGUAGAAUCGAUCAAGGUACAGACCCGUCGACGAGAUCGAGUUUGGAUCUAGCGCUGUCCAGGCCGACGGAGGAUUCCAAAUCGACCACGGGUAGCGAGAAAUCGUUCACAACCCCCAUGUCGAAGGUUGGAUCUGGAGUUUGGUCCAAUUCGUGGCGUUCCGUUUCUUCAAGUGCACAAAAUGACUCAUCCUCCAAACCAACCGCCUCUAGCUAUGCGCGGCCUAGUUCAUCACGGCCUAUGAAAGUGCUUCGACCAGGGAAAACAAUGGCGAAUGCAACCAGGGCCACUUCUUCCUCUGCAACCACCUCGAACGGGGCGGAGAAUGCAUCGACAAGAUCGGGCGAGGAGGGAAGAAAAAGCAGUCAGCUUGAGUUGGCGGGGGAAUCGAAAGCCUCGCAUUCCGCAUCCACGACCAAGACCAACCCCAUUGGCUCGGGGACUGCAUUUGGGUGGCUGAAUGCCGGACCACAACGAAGGACGACAGCGAACGGUUGA
Messenger RNA from Rhinocladiella mackenziei CBS 650.93, 1707 nucleotides. RefSeq lists its product as uncharacterized. NCBI's taxonomy places the organism in Eukaryota, Fungi, Ascomycota, Eurotiomycetes, Chaetothyriales, Herpotrichiellaceae. The transcript is spliced from 2 exons. The coding region runs from base 1 to 1707 and encodes 568 amino acids. The record is from RefSeq and is a predicted model, not a curated record.